This is a messenger RNA of Gavia stellata (red-throated loon), 747 nucleotides long. RefSeq names its product myelin protein zero (gene MPZ). The record is from RefSeq and is a predicted model, not a curated record. NCBI's taxonomy places the organism in Eukaryota, Metazoa, Chordata, Aves, Gaviiformes, Gaviidae. Gene Ontology annotation, biological process: myelination. The coding region runs from base 1 to 747 and encodes 248 amino acids. Gene Ontology annotation, cellular component: membrane. The transcript is spliced from 6 exons.
AUGUCGCAGGGUGCCGGGAGUGGCAGCAGCCUCCUCCUCCUCGCCGGGCUUCUCUUGGUGCUGGGGCCGUCCCCGAUGUCCUCCAUCCACGUGUACACGCAGCGGGAGGUGUACGGCACCGUUGGCUCCCACGUCACCCUCUCCUGCAGCUUCUGGUCCAGCGAGUGGAUCUCCGACGACAUCUCCAUCACGUGGCACUUCCAAGCCGAGGGAUCCCGCGACAGCAUCUCCAUAUUCCACUACGCCAAGGGCCAGCCCUACAUCGAUGACGUGGGCAGCUUCAAGGAGCGGAUGGAGUGGGUGGGCAACCCCCGCCGCAAGGACGGCUCCAUUGUCAUCCACAACCUGGACUACACUGACAACGGCACCUUCACCUGCGACGUCAAGAACCCCCCCGACAUUGUGGGCAAGUCCUCCCAGGUCACGCUUUACGUCUUUGAGAAAGUGCCCACCCGCUACGGUGUCGUGCUGGGCUCCAUCAUCGGCGGGGCUUUGCUGCUGGUGGCUGUGGUGGUGGCCCUCGUCUAUCUCAUCCGCUACUGCUGGCUGCGGCGGCAGGCAGCCCUGCAGCGACGGCUGAGUGCCAUGGAGAAGGGGAAGCUGCAGCGAUCGGCCAAGGACGCAUCCAAGCGCAGCCGGCAGGCACCCGUGCUCUAUGCCAUGCUGGACCACAGCCGCAGCACCAAGGCAGCAAGCGAGAAGAAAGCCAAGGGAGCCCCGGGCGACUCCCGCAAGGAUAAGAAAUAG